GUAUAACAAAAAGUCAAAAAAUGAAAAAAAAGAAGUCUCCAAUUCCAAUCUCCAUCUCCCCUCGCACUUUUUUGAAAUUUGAAAAAGACGCUUAAAAUCCCGCCUCUCUCUUCCGGCCACUCUAUUUCUUCCACCGUCAAAUCUGGCAAAUUCAGAGAAAGCUCGAACCAGCAUUUUAGCAAUUUUUUUCUUCUGAUUUCGUCUCAUAAAUUUGAACUCCGGCGCUGAGUUUAUUCAGCUCCUUUGCAUUUGGAUCUGCAGAUUCUCGUUGUCGUCAUCAAUUUUCCCUUUCCGUCAAAGAAAUGGACUCUCUACCCGAUGCUCUUGUCCAUUACAUUCUAUCACACAUAACCAAUGCCAAAGACGUGGCGUAUUCCUCAUGUGUUUCCAAACGUUGGAAGGAAACAAUGCCACUGAUUCGGAGCCUUUUCUUCCCCCGCAAUCUCUUCGAAAACUUCAAGAAUGGAAAUUCUGAUGCUGUCAUAGGGCAGAUGAUCUCAUCUGUUGAGAGACUAGAGUCACUUUGUAUCUACUGCCCUUUCUCCGGGGUCAGCCUUGCUUCAUGGCUUUCCCUCGUGGGCCCAUCCCUACGGAGCCUUGAGCUGCGUAUGGACAACCUAGCUGAACAACAAAAUCAGUCCAAGUUGGAUUCCAUAAGAGAAGCAUUCAAUGUGGAGUGUUUGAAGCUCUGGGGCGUGCUUAUGAAACAUACCCCCAAGUGGGACGCUUUCCAUAGGCUUAAGAUUCUUGAAAUAGUUGGGGCUAAAGCUGAUGAUGUGGCAAUUUCUGCUGCAUUGAGGAACUGUCCGAAUUUAACGCAACUUCUGCUGUUAGGGUGUGAGGGGCCAGAGUCUGUAGUAAUUGAACUCCAGUAUCUUGAGCGUUGCAAGCUUGAUUUCUAUGGGGCUGGUAACUGCACACUGUCUCUUAAUUGCCCAAAGCUUGAAGACCUAGAGAUACAAGGGUGCAGUUGGAUUAGAGCGUGCGAGAUGAAGUUCUUGAGGAAUCUUACAAUUGCCAACAAUGGAGGGAGAGUUUAUAUGGUAGAUCUUGGAAAGCUUGUAGCUCUUGAGACCUUAGCCAUGAGGGGGAUCCAAUGGAGCUGGGAUGCUACAAGCAAAUUGCUUCAAAUGGCCAGUGAAGUGAAGCAACUCUUCAUGAAAGUGGAAUUCACUGGGGACUUUGAAGCACUCUUGCCUUUCCCUGAAGUCGAUUUUGUUGACUUCUUCAAUAACCACCCCAAGCUCCAAACAUUUGACAUCCAUGGUGCUAUGUUCGCAGCACUAUGCCAAAAGAACAGCCUAAAAAACUUGGAUUCCAAGUUUGUGAUUCCGUGCCUGGAAAAGGUUGUGGUCACAGUGAGAUCUCCACUCAAUGCAGAGCAGAAAAUGAGCACUCUGGAGUCAUUGUUGAGGUACUCCAAGAAUUUGAAAAGAAUGACAAUAAAGAUUCUUCAGAUGAAAAGCAGCCACAGCAGCUCUGAUGAAUUCUUUGAGGAUAUAUGCAGAUUCAGACAUAUGAACCGCAAGGUUGUAUCCAUUGAGUAGAGGAUACUCGUUUCAAUUCUCCCCAUGGGAGGGACAUCAUUCUUAUUCUCCAUCAUCAAUAAAGGUUCUUAAGGCCC
Messenger RNA from Cuscuta campestris, 1624 nucleotides. The record is from the annotation of a GenBank genome assembly. Lineage: Eukaryota; Viridiplantae; Streptophyta; Magnoliopsida; Solanales; Convolvulaceae.